UGAUGAACCGGCCGGGUUCUGCCUACUAUACCUCCUUCGAAGCGCUCCGUGAUGCCAUCUACCACAACCUCCUCUCCAAUGUCAAGCUGGACACCGAGCCCGAUAAACGCUUUUUUCCUGUAGACACGGCUGAGAAGGUCCUACAACCAGAUAAACUAGAGGGUCUCUUUAGUUUCGUCGCCCCGCAUGGGCGAGCUAGGGUCACCUUAGUUCGAGCUGUCAAAGAACGAAAGCUGCACACAAUCCUCGCCGUGCUUGUCUAUUCUCAGUGCAGGAUAGAAGCAUGGGUCCGCGUCCUCGACAUAUUGAUCGCUGCAUCCACAUGGCCUGUCGUAGGCACCGGCGGGCUCGAUCUAUCCGAGCUGCCUUUGCAGCCUGCAUCGGCACGAGAGCUUUUCGGGGAUGAUCGUGUUGCCGCCGACCAGUUCUGCAACAACCAAGAAUACUUCUGCGCGGUGGUGCUUCGGAACAAGGAGGAGGUUACAUGCAAAGUGCACCGUCGAGUCCCGUAUCUGGAGAGUGAGGAAAUCGGGAGUGGAGCCUACGGCAAAGUCUACCGAGUGGUGAUAGCUCGGCAUCAUUUCUACGAUGGCAAAGAGCAGAUGUCAAAUACCGAGCGCAAAACGCUCGCUCGAAAAGACUUUGUCUUGGAUCUUGAAGAUAAUCCCUACGACAAGGAACGAGACGUGCUCCGAGAGAUUGUGCGAAACGUUAAACAGAACAGCAACAUCGUGGAGAACUUGGGUAGCCUCCAAAUUGGGCCAAUAUAUUCACUGUUCAUGCCCCUGGCAUACAGUGAUUUAGAACUAUACAUGGAGCGUACGGCAGCGCCGACCGAAUGGAAACAAAAAGCCGAUUUUAUUCACUGCGCCGCCGGCAUUGCCGGUGCAGUCGCUUAUCUUCACGAUGAACUAGUUUCGGAUACCUUCGAAACCCUAUCGUGUUUCCACAUGGACCUCAAACCAAAGAACAUACUGGUCUUUAAAGACCCGAAGACUGGUGUGGAAGAAUGGAAGCUAUCAGAUUUCAACAUGUCUCGUGUGAAGGCAACGCGUCGACCUACACAUGACAUGAUUGCGCCGCGGCGCGGUUGGACAUUCAACACGGACAACAUUCUGGACUUCAAUAAUUUAUUUAGGCGGAGAGCUGCUGGCAAUGGCGACCAGUCGUAUACCGACUCAAGCGUUGGCUCUUAUCGAACAGGAACCUACCUGGCUCCAGAAACUCGUAUCGACAAGCAUCCAAUUCUUGCCGAGAGUGACAUCUGGUCAUUAGGCUGUGUUAUUAUCGUCAUUUUCACUUUCUUGUACGGUGGAAUUUCCGCCGUGAACGAAUUUGAAGGGAUGAGGGCUUCGCAGCGGAUCGACGCAUUCUUUACAGUACCCGAAACACGACCCUCCCGCCACAUCAGCGAUAUCAAACUAAGUGAUGAAGUUGAAAAAUGGUUGAAAGAGCUGCGAUCCCAAACAUGGCGCAGGAACGAACAAGAAGGGACCAUCUUCAAGGAUAUGAUCGCCUUUCUUCAUGAUAAGGUUCUGAUCAUCGAUCCAUACAAGCGCAGGCAUACAACAGCUGUAGAAGUCAAGAACAAGUUGGUCUCUUCAUACAAGUCUUAUGAUAGCUUGGAUACAGGAUUCGUUCCGGAGAAGCCUCCACGCUUGCGCGACAGAUUAAUUCGAUCUUCUAUCUUUGCAAUGCGUAUUCGACCUAAUCCCGAGUUCCAGUCCCGGAAUUGGGAGAUCGGGCUACCCGACACCGUGCGGUCAAGCCAUUUCGGACCCAACGCACAACCCCUCGUAUGCGUCACCGAUACUGCUCUUACAGCCUAUUCACUCGAGCAUGUCUGCCGCACGAAAGAAUUCGACAACCUGAUCAAAUUUGGUAGCAUCAAUCUGGACAAGAAAGGACAACGUUGGACCGAUAAUAUCGGCGUGAGCGCACAACACAUUGUGGCGGCGACAGACAGCAACCAAUUCGAGGUUUAUGUAUACUAUAUAUCCGACGUUGCAUCGCAUACCACUGGGCUGCGAGCAGUUGCGCACAUUGUGCUCGACAAGCCUCCGAUCUUGAGAUUGGCUCUAUCACCAGAUGGAAAUUAUGCUGCCUUCCUUCUGCAGGAAGCCGACCGCGCGCAUGGUUUGAUUUACAUACUCCAGAUGGAUCAGCUCAGGCUUCUGAGCGAGGAUAGAGCAUCGUCUGUUGCAUCAUCCUCUUCCAACUCAAGCGCCUCUACAGGCGGUGGCCUCUCCCGCUAUACUAAACCUUUGUCAACUGUCGCACCAGCAGAAGAUAUACGCGAACUAAGCUUUUCCCCUUCCAACACUAUCUAUGCUGUCGUCAAACCUAAAAGAAAUAAUCCUGUUGUGGAAUAUGUCAUGACGAUACGGGCGUGGUACUUGGAGAAGGGCGCAUGGAAAGCGCGAAGAAGGACCGAAAUUGCGCACGAUGGACGGGACGAUCUUCUCCAGGGCCUAUACACGUCUUUCACGCCGCACACCUCAAAUAACAUCUUUACAGUACUCUCCCAGGAGAAAAGGGUGCUGACGAGAAAAGCAUGGGGAGAUGCCACUACUAUCACGCAGAGCAAGGCCAAAGGUCAUCGGCUUCUGAAGGUACUCUCCAGUCUUGACGAUGAAAUGAUCUAUUGCUUUGGUACAAACGAGGCAAAAAAUGAUCUUCAGCUGCUCAGUUUUCCGCCAUGUCCACUUGGAGAUGAAUUCACCAUAGCUAGAGGGACCAAACUACCGGGCAUGACUCAUCAGAGCAAAUUCGUUGCGGCAUUGUAUUAUCCUCCGGAUGCAGAGGCUGAUCCUCGAGCUUUGGUUGCAGAUAUGAGUGGUCGCAUGAUUCGUAUUCUAGAAGUUCCACUGAGUUCUAAUUAA
Molecule: messenger RNA, 2882 nt
Organism: Periconia digitata
Lineage: Eukaryota; Fungi; Ascomycota; Dothideomycetes; Pleosporales; Periconiaceae
Source: the annotation of a GenBank genome assembly